Messenger RNA from Oncorhynchus masou masou (cherry salmon), 2463 nucleotides. Its product is annotated as potassium voltage-gated channel subfamily B member 2-like. Lineage: Eukaryota; Metazoa; Chordata; Actinopteri; Salmoniformes; Salmonidae. Gene Ontology annotation, biological process: protein homooligomerization; potassium ion transmembrane transport. Gene Ontology annotation, cellular component: membrane; dendrite; voltage-gated potassium channel complex. The record is from RefSeq and is a predicted model, not a curated record. The coding region runs from base 1 to 2463 and encodes 820 amino acids. Gene Ontology annotation, molecular function: delayed rectifier potassium channel activity; protein binding. The transcript has 2 exons.
AUGGCGGAGAGAGCUGGCUUUGGGAUCCCCAAAAGCAACUUACGUCCUGUAGGCUCACUCCCACCAGAGCCUAUCGAUAUCAUCCGUACCAAGGCCCGAUCCAGAAGAGUCCGCAUCAAUGUUGGGGGUCUUGUCCACGAGGUCCUAUGGAGGACACUGGACCGUCUCCCCAGGACCAGGCUGGGUAAACUCAGAGACUGCAAUACCCACGAAACCUUAAUGGAGAUCUGCGAUGAUUACAGCUUGACUGAUAACGAGUACUUCUUCGAUAGGCACCCAGGAGCGUUCUCCUCCAUUCUGAACUUUUACAGAACAGGGAAGCUGCACAUGAUGGAGGAGAUGUGCGCCCUGUCCUUCGGCCAGGAGCUUGACUACUGGGGUAUAGAUGAGAUCUACCUGGAGUCCUGCUGCCAGGCCAGGUACCACCAGAAGAAGGAGCAAAUGAACGAGGAAUUGAGGAGGGAGGCUGAGUCGCUCAGAGAAAAGGAUGGGGAGGAGCCGGAAGAAGGCUGCUGUCCAGACAAGAGACAGAAGCUGUGGGACCUCCUUGAGAAGCCUAGCUCUUCUCUUGCUGCUAAGUUCCUGGCCUUUGUCUCCGUAUUCUUCAUCGUUCUAUCAACAAUCUCAUUAUCACUCAAUACCUUGCCGGAGCUACAAGUCGUUGAUGAGUUUGGCCAGUUCAAUGACAAUCCCAGCCUAGCGCAUGUUGAAGCUGUGUGCAUCGCCUGGUUCACGAUGGAGUACCUCCUCCGCUUCCUCUCUUCUCCUGACAAGUGGCAGUUCAGCAAAGGCCCACUGAACGUCAUUGAUUUACUCGCUAUCCUGCCCUACUAUGUAACUCUCUUCCUGACCGAAUCCAACAAGAGUGUUCUGCAGUUCCAGAAUGUCAGACGAGUGGUCCAGAUAUUUCGUAUCAUGAGAAUCUUGAGAAUUCUAAAACUGGCCAGACAUUCCACUGGACUGCAGUCCCUUGGGUUCACCCUUCGGCGCAGUUACAAUGAAUUGGGUCUGUUAAUAUUGUUUCUGGCUAUGGGUAUCAUGAUCUUCUCCAGCCUGGUAUUCUUUGCUGAAAAAGAUGAAGAUGCCACAAAAUUCACUAGUAUUCCAGCUUCAUUCUGGUGGGCUACCAUUACCAUGACAACUGUAGGUUAUGGGGACAUAUAUCCACAAACUCUUCUUGGUAAAAUAGUCGGUGGGCUCUGCUGUAUUGCAGGUGUAUUGGUCAUUGCAUUGCCCAUCCCCAUCAUUGUGAACAACUUCUCAGAGUUUUACAGAGAGCAGAAGAGACAGGAGAAAGCCAUCAAGAGGAGAGAGGCCUUGGAGCGGGCCAAGAGGAAUGGCAGUAUUGUUUCUAUGAAUCUGAAAGAUGCGUUUGCUCGCAGUAUGGAGCUGACGGAUGUUAUGGUGGAGAAAGGUGACGAGAAACGGCCGAUGGAUAACCAUCUCUCGCCUAGUAGGUGGAGCAGUAGGCACGGCAACUCUGAGGUUAGUCCAAAAUCCCAGGCGAGGUAUAAAGAGGUUGCUCAACUGGGAUCUCCAGAUAGGGUCAAUCCACCAAGAACCAGCCCACAGCACCUGAACGCCCAGAUAUUGGAGGAGAUGUACAACAAGAUGACGACCACUGCCAACAUUGGCUCUGGAGCUCCACAUGAACAAGGACAGAAGCUUGAGGAAGUAAUGGAAAUGAAGGUAGUGUCUUCUGGACUAAAGCCCCCCCCAAUCAAGGAACGAGCCAUGGGUGACCUCAGGAGCCCAUCCAGUGUGGACAGCUUUGCCAGCUGCACUACGGAGUUCACUGUGGCAGAGAGCAGUUCCCUCCUCCCCAACGUAGCAGGACGGAGAGCUCCUCAUCCCCUCGACCUCAGCCAGAUCACCUCUGUGGAACCAAAAACCACAGGCAAAGUUCAGCCGGCCACCAUCAUCAAGGAGGGUCUUUAUGAGUUUGUCUCAAGCAAUCCAGAGGGGGCCUCACAGGGGGAGGAUAAUCAAAGCUUUGACAUGAGCGUCGAAAGCAUCCGCAGUUCUCUCAGAGGCAACAACCCACAGAAGACAAAAUCUCUCAAAGUCAAUUUCAAUGAAUCUCAGGGAGAGGUGCCAUUAACACCUCCCAGCACUAAGUCCCCUCAGUCUCUCAGUGCAACUCUGUCUCCACCAGGAUACCAGCCCUCCCCACCCCCAGGCCAGGGCCCGGUGACCAGCCCAUGGUCUCCAGGACAGUCAGGCCAAAGAGAGGAUGGAGCCCAGGGCUUAGAGGGAGAAGGUCCGCCUUCCAUUUUAAGCCAUAGUGGGAAUCACAUGGACAGGGCCGCCGUCUUCAGCCCUUUGUCACCUAAAUCCCUCAACUGCACUACUCAGGAAGUGGUCGUCGCCGGCAACGGGGAAAGAGAGACAGGCAACAGCCAAAAGGAAAACCACAUAGUUCUGGAUGGAAGUCUAUCUCCACCUUGUGAAACAAGCAUGUGA